AUGGCGGUGGAAGGAGCCAUGAAGUGUGUCAAGAUCCUGCACUACGUCCUGCUGCUGGCCUUCUUCGCCUGUGCGGUGGGGCUGAUGGCCGUGGGCGUGGGCACCCUGCUGGUCUUCAAUGCGACCGUGGACCAGGGGACCGCCAGCGGCGUGCUGCCUGUGGUCAUCAUCGCCGUGGGCGCCUUCCUCUUCCUGGUGGCCAUUGUGGGCUGCUGCGGGGCCUGCCAGGAGAGCUACUGUCUUAUGGUCACGUUUGUCAUCUUCCUGUCUCUCAUCUUGCUGGUGGAGGUGGCCACCGCCAUCGCUGGCUAUGUGCUUCGAGACAAGGUGAGGUCAGAAUUCAGUAAGGACUUCCGGCAGCACGUGGAGAAUUAUCCCAAACAGAACCAGACCGAUGUUUACCUGGACAAGAUGCAGACACAAUUCAGCUGCUGCGGGGCGGAUAACUACACAGAUUGGCAGAAGCUCCCUCUGGAGCCCAAGAACUGGGUCCCCGACUCCUGCUGCGUCAAUGUCACCGUGGGCUGUGGGCUCAACUUCAAGGCGAAGGACAUCCACACCGAGGGCUGUGUGGAGAAGAUUGGGGCCUGGCUGAAGGGCCACGUGCUGGUGGUGGCUGCAGCGGCCCUGGGCAUUGCCUUUGUGGAGGUCCUGGGAAUUAUCUUUGCCUGCUGCCUUGUGAAGAGUAUCCAAAGUGGCUAUGAAGUGAUGUAG
Pipistrellus nathusii (Nathusius's pipistrelle) is the source of this 714-nucleotide messenger RNA. NCBI's taxonomy places the organism in Eukaryota, Metazoa, Chordata, Mammalia, Chiroptera, Vespertilionidae. The record is from the annotation of a GenBank genome assembly.